AUGUCUCUUCACCAAGACCAGCAGCAAUGCAAGCAAGGCAUCACCCUGCCGCCGGCACUCUGUAAGGAAGAAUGCCCAGAAAUUGUGCCGUGUCCAGAGCCGGUGAAAUGCCCUGAGCCAAUACCAUGUUGUCCAGUGAAGCCACCAUGCAAGGAACCACCAGUCCCAAUUCCUACUCCAUGCCCUGAGCCAAUACCAUGUCCUCAGGAGAAGCAACAGUGCAAGCUGCCACCAGUCCCAGUUCCUCUUCCACACCCUGAGCCAAUACCGUGUUCUCCAGAGAAACCACCAUGCAAGGAACGCCCAUUCCCAAUUCCUACUCCAUGCCCUGAGCCAAUACCAUGUCCUCAGGAGAAGCAACAGUGCAAGCUGCCACCAGUCCCAGUUCCUCUUCCACACCCUGAGCCAAUACCGUGUUCUCCAGAGAAACCACCAUGCAAGGAACGCCCAUUCCCAAUUCCUACUCCAUGCCCUGAGCCAAUACCAUGUCCUCAGGAGAAGCAACAGUGCAAGCUGCCACCAGUCCCAGUUCCUCUUCCACACCCUGAGCCAAUACCAUGUUCUCCAGAGAAACCACCAUGCAAGGAACCCCCAUUCCCACAUCCUCUUCCACGCCCUGAGCCAAUACCUUAUUGUCCAGAAAAGCCGCCAUGCAAGGAACCAAAAGUCCCAGUUCCUCUUCCACACCCUGAGCCAAUACCUUAUUGUCCAGAGAAGCCACCAUGCAAGCAACCACCAUUCCCAGUUCCUCUUCCACACCCUGAGCCAAUACCAUGUCCUCAACAGAAGCAGCAGAGCAAGUUGCCACCAGUCCCAGUUCCUACUCCAUGCCCUGAGCCAAUACCUUGUUCUCCAGUGAAGCCGCCAUGCAAGGAACCACCAGCCCCCGUUACUCCUCCAUGCCCCGAGCCAGUGAAAUGCCCACCUUGUGUGAAGACGUGCCCACCCAUUGAACAGCAACAAUGCAAGCAGCAAUGCCAGUUGCCACCCAAUUGGAAGUAA
Molecule: messenger RNA, 1002 nt
Organism: Emys orbicularis (European pond turtle)
Lineage: Eukaryota; Metazoa; Chordata; Testudines; Emydidae
Exons: 1
Coding region: 1-1002 (333 amino acids)
Source: RefSeq, a predicted model, not a curated record